CAUGCGCUCCACGUGGGCGCCGGGCGCUGCGAGUGACGUCACUCCGCCGCCUGCCCGAGGCGGGGCCGCUCCGCGCCCCUCACCCUGAAAUGGCGGCGGGCCGGGCUGGUUGCGGGCGUCUGUCUCGGCGGCCCGCGGCAGCCUCUGGUGAUACGCUGGCCCUGCGGGGGUGUGGCGGCGCUGCGGGCCGCUCGGAGGGGGCCUGCGAGGUGGGCUGCCGCGUGGGGGUGGCGGGGGGGCUCGGCCUCACCUGCCGCCCCUCCGCCGGCCCCCGAGCUGCGGCCUUGCCGCCCGGGCUGGCCCGGUGUGCGCUGGCGGUUUUCGCCGGGUGUUUCGCCUGACCCGGCGGCCGUUGAAGGCGUCAGGGCAGUCGUUUCCGUCGGGGUUCAGUGGGAUGAGGUGCUGACGGUGUAAACUGUUUAAUAAAUCUGUGCUCGGUGAUGGUCUGGGGCUCUGCCUGUGCUGAAAUGGAUUGUCCGCCCCUGCAGAGCGCCCAGUGCAGGGUGUGCUGCCGCCCUCUCUGGCGUACUUGUCACGAAUGGUUCAUCCUGGAUCUUUGCUAUGAUGUUUUGUAGCCACGUAUUUUCUGAUGCUCUUAUUCGUGUGUGUUCCUGACAUCCCACUAAACGUGCUUUAGUGUCAUCUACUGUUAACAACCCUUGAUCCUGCACAUAAGGAAUAGAUUAUGUUGUCCCAAUCGAAUCAUGGGUAGAUGAGAAAAUGAGAGCAUUUUGUUUUGCAUCCUCAGCGUUACUAGAUGUGUUUUCCACUUCACAUGCAAACUUGGGCAGUCUUUCUAAACCACAGAUGCAGGUUUAAAAAAAAUCUGAAAUUAUUUAAUUAAGGACAUCUAGUAGGUGGAGAAGGAGGAGGCAGGAGGAAGUGAGCAGAAUCAUUCUGCUGUGGCUCUGUAGGUAGCUUUGAUAGGGAUUUCAGGUUUAGAGACUGUCUUAUACAGGUCAUUUAAAUGGGUUUUUUUGCAUAGGUUGCUUCUGGAAUUGGUAAACCUUAUGUUCCACAAUACAACAGCAUCUGCUUUACAUUCUGUAGCUGGCUAAAGUCAGUAAAUUGGGCUUGGCCCAGUGCAUUAGCAGUGUAAACAGAUGGCUGUGCCAACAGUAUGGGGAAUUGUGCCGGUGAACUUGUCAAGUGUAUCUGAUAAACCUGUUUCCACCGUCCUUUCCUUUGAAGGAAAUGGGAAUAGUUACAGAUGGGAAAGAGUGUGGCCCUAAACCCACCAUAUAAACCUGCUUUUUGCACCUACAAGGUUGUAUUCUAGCUUUCUCUGUUGUUCAGGGAUGUUAUGGGAUUUUUUUUUCAAACUAUGUUAAAUAUUUUGUGUAAGUUCCUCAGGGGUAUGAAUCAAAGGCAAAAGUUCUCAUUGAUAUCCGCCAGAGGAGAACAAGCAGGAGUUUUCGGACAAGCUUUGGGGGUUAUCAUAACACUGAAAAACCUUCACUCCUUUCCACCCCUGCCUGCCCCAGUCCCUCAUGUCUCCUAAUCACUGUAUCCAGGCUACAUGCAUUUGACAGGGAAUUAAAUCCACAGUCUCUGAAUUUAUAAUAGACUUGAGUUUAUUCACAUAAGAAUGGUGGGGAAAAAGUUCAAAAAUCAUGUUGUAGAUAACAGUCAAUUUUAGAGAAUUUAAUUUCCUCUGGGGAGUGAAAUAACUGGUUCUGAAACUUGGUGACUACAGGGAAUUUGUGUAGUAAUCAAGCAGUGAAUGUGUGGCAUGAGCUUCUCCUGUUUUAAGGCGGCAGCUUUACCUUUAUGACCACCCAUGCUUUUGUUGGUGAAUCACAUUUUGAUAUAAUGUAAGAACUGUAUUAAAAGGGUCAGAGAGACAUAUAUCUACAAAAUCCUUGAUAUUGCAGCCUUUUCUACCUGCAUUUCUCUGGAAAUUGUCUGACCAACCCAACCUCAGGUGGUGGAAAACAUAGUGGUGUCUGCUACCUUCUCUUUGUGAGACCUUCUGUCUGGAAAAGUGUGUGGUGCUGUAGCAUCACUCAUCAUACUCCUCUCAGCAAUGACUGCCUUUCAAUGUCAACUGCAGGAAACACAGUAAGGUCCUCUGAUAACCAAUGUCUUGCACUUAAAUCUAGAGAGAAUAACUUGUCAGGAAGUAUGGACAAUAAAGAAAUGCAGCUACUACUGAGCAAGGGAAUCCUUGCAGCUUUUUGCUGUGAUGCAUGGAGGGGUACAAGCUCCUUGUUUGGCUUCUUGAAGAUGAGGACUUUCAGGCAACUCACCAUUUUCCAAGAUGCCCCAGAUAUGCUACAAGUGGACACUCAAGAGCAACAGGAUUUAAACUUUUCUGACACUGGGAACUCAAGGAGAUUUUUAAAGAUGACUUUGGGGAGAGACAUUUCCAGGCUCGAGCUAGAUAUGGUUGAGAGGUCAUCAAAAUGGGAAGGAAAGGAGGACCAGAAGAAAAUGGUGAAACCAAUCACCAGGGUGGAGGAAGCCAAGGAGAACAUGACUGUGAAACCAGUUCCUGGACUGGAGGGAAUUAAGAAUGCAACAGUGAAAACGGCCCCUAAAGUGCAGGGAAACCAGGAGAAAACAACAGUGAGACCAGCCCCAGGGGUGCAAGAAGCCAAGGAAAAGACAACAGUGAAACCACGUCCCAUGGUGGAGGGAGCGAAGGAGAAGGCAACAGUGAAACCAUCCUCUGGGGUGAAGGGAGCUCAUGAAAAGAACGCAUCAAAAGACGAAAUAAAGCCAGAAGAGCCUCCUGCAUCAGUGAAAAUUUUAAGACCUGUUCUUCCGGCUGCAGCAGUGACAAAAAAGAAGAAACUGAGGGCUGCUGACUUCAAGUCUGAGCCACAGUGGGAUUUCGAGGACAGGUACCUGCUGGACAAUUCAUCUCCACCAUCGAUCUGCUCUGAAUCAGUAAAGGCCAAAGCUGCCAAGUCUGACUGGCUGCGAGAUCUUUUCCUGCCCAACAUUGUGCUCUUCACAGACAAGAGAUACUUCAGUGACAGUGAAUGGGACCGCCUGGAGCAUUUUGCACCUCCCUAUGGCUUUAUGGAGCUGAAUUAUUCAUUGGUGGAGGAAGUCAUGUCCCUGCUGCCCCCGAAUCCCCACCAGCAGCUGCUCCUGGCCAACAGCAACACCAGCAUGCCAACAUGCAUCAGCUGUGCUGUCGUGGGAAAUGGAGGAAUACUGAAUAACUCUGGGAUGGGCCAGGAGAUUGACUCCCAUGACUACAUCUUCCGGGUGAGCGGGGCUGUAAUCAAAGGUUACGAAAAAGAUGUGGGAACAAAAACCUCCUUUUAUGGAUUCACAGCCUACUCCCUGGUGUCCUCUCUUGAGAUCUUGGGACACAGAGGGUUCAGCAACAUCCCACAGGGAAAACAUGUCAGAUACAUUCACUUCCUGGAGGGAGCUAGAGACUAUGAGUGGCUGAAGGCUCUUCUGCUGAACAAGAACAUCAGGAAAGGAUUCUUGAGCCACUAUGGGCAGAGGCCCCGGGAGAGAUUCAGUGAAGAUUUCACGAUGGACAGAUACCUGGUGGUUCACCCUGAUUUCCUCAGAUACAUGAAAAACAGGUUUUUAAAAUCUAAAAGUCUAGAAAAGCCCUACUGGCGGCUGUACAGACCCACAACAGGGGCCUUCCUGCUGCUGACUGCCCUCCAUCUCUGUGACCGGGUGAGUGCCUAUGGCUACAUCACGGAGGGUCACGAGAAGUACUCAGAUCACUACUAUGACAAGAACUGGAAACGUCUGAUUUUCUACACUAACCAUGACUUCGGCCUGGAGAAGCAGGUGUGGAAAAGGCUUCAUGACGAGAAUAUAAUGAAGCUUUACCAGAGAUCCUGAGAUCCAGAGACUGUGUGGCAGGGGUCAUUGCCUGGGAAAUCUCAACAAGACCUCCCUGGGAACAGAAGAGGACCACCAAAGCCAAGGUUAACUCUGGACUUCCAGGCACGUUUCAUUCUCACAAAGAUAUUUCCCUUCUUCAGCACCUUUAUUUUCUUACAAUGUUUUUACAAAUGUGCAAAUGCUGCAGAGCAGAGGAACAGCAAGAAAAUGCAGCACACCAAAAAAAAUUUUCCAUCUGGUUAUGCUGCAAGACUGUUGCUGACGGUUGUAGGCACUGGUAUUGGGAGAGAAGAAUCCAGGAUGGAUCUGGGUAACAUAUGGUCCAGUGUCCUGCAUCUUCAUGCAGAUUUUCUCUCUCUGCAAGGACAUGCUUUUCAGGCUGGGGCUACUUCGGAUGGAUCCUCUCCGUUAGUGGUGCCCAUUUUGGAGUUGGGUCUAUUGUCUAAGCAAGCUUUCUCAGCAGGCACUGGAUGGAGGUGGACACACAGAUCUUGUCUCAGUUUGACUUAAUUCCUGGAGGUGCUGCUCUUCCUCUGCUCCCUGCAGAUAAAGAGGAUGGACGGGACACUUCCAGGUGGCUAAUCUGAGAGAGAAUGAGUCUCAUUUCUGCUUCCCAGUGUGGCCUCGUCAUGACACCUCCAAAGGAGCACCACAAUCAGCUCAAGAGCAGGUAAAUGCUCUCUGUGGCGCAGCAGGCAUGCCAGACUUGGUACCUCUUGCUCUGGGGCUCCCCUGACGGCAGGAGAUGUGGAUUUUGUGUCACAGUUCUGGUGUGCCAGGUCCUUGCUUAGCUGGGCUUUGCCAUGCUUGGCUCCUAGCUGUGCCAGAAACACCGUGUUUUCCCUCUUGCCUGGGGAGGUCGGAGCUCUCCAAGUGCAGGGCUGGAUGCUUGUCGUCCUUGCUGCUGGCUGGAGUGCCUGACCCCAUUGCACUGAGAGGAACUCAGUUGCAGCCAGCAUGCCUGCAGCUUAUUUGCCUUCUGAAAGGGGGUUUGCAAGCAAAAUAAAUGGGCAUACUUUGGCCAAGCUGAUCUUUCA
Molecule: messenger RNA, 4862 nt
Organism: Falco peregrinus (peregrine falcon)
Lineage: Eukaryota; Metazoa; Chordata; Aves; Falconiformes; Falconidae
Gene: ST6GALNAC1
Product: ST6 N-acetylgalactosaminide alpha-2,6-sialyltransferase 1
Exons: 12
Coding region: 2041-3822 (593 amino acids)
Molecular function (GO): alpha-N-acetylgalactosaminide alpha-2,6-sialyltransferase activity
Source: RefSeq, a predicted model, not a curated record